Molecule: messenger RNA, 2778 nt
Organism: Tetranychus urticae (two-spotted spider mite)
Lineage: Eukaryota; Metazoa; Arthropoda; Arachnida; Trombidiformes; Tetranychidae
Gene: PNPase
Product: polyribonucleotide nucleotidyltransferase 1
Biological process (GO): mitochondrial mRNA catabolic process; mitochondrial RNA 3'-end processing
Cellular component (GO): cytosol; mitochondrion
Molecular function (GO): RNA binding; 3'-5'-RNA exonuclease activity; polyribonucleotide nucleotidyltransferase activity
Source: RefSeq, a predicted model, not a curated record
UUCGUUCAAUUCCCGUUCUAAUUUGAAUGAGCUUUCCUUUCUCAAUGUCAAAGAAAUGCAUGUACUAUGUUACCAUAGUGACAUAGGCAAACAUUUAUCCACAUGGAUGAAGUCAAUCAAAGAUGUUGUUUAAAUUUCAAAGAAAGUUUUUCGACUUGAACUUUCGGAAUUUGAGUAGAUUUAGCGACUUACCAAAUUCUGUUGACAUCACUUUUCCCAAUGGGAAUCGCAUGUCAAUUGAAUGUGGUCGUCUGGCCAGAUUUUCUGAUGGAUCUACUGUGGCCACUAUUGGUGAAACAAAUGUUCUUGUUGCUGCAGUUAGUAAAACAAAACCAUCACCAUCAAGCAUGAUACCUUUGACAGUUGAUUAUCGUCAAAAGGCUUCUUCAGUGGGUAAAAUUCCAAGUAACUUUCUGAGGCGAGAGGUUGGAGCAACAGAGAAAGAAAUACUUACUGGAAGACUAAUUGAUAGAUCCAUAAGACCAUUAUUUCCAGCAGGUUACUUUUACGAAACUCAGUUGUUUUGUAAUCUUCUUUCAUCUGAUGGUAUCAAUGAUCCUGAUGUUGCUGCUAUCAAUGCAGCAUCAGCAGCUCUCACGCUUUCCGAUAUACCUUGGACCGGUCCAAUAGGAGCCGUUAGAGUUACUUUCUCUGAAAAUAGUGAUAUAAUUAUCAAUCCUACUCGUUUUGAAAUUGAAGAACAUGAUUUCAAUAUGAUAGUUAGCAGCAAUGAAGCUGAACGGAUCCUGAUGAUAGAGGGCUAUGCAAAUGGCAUUGGAAAACACAAUGAUUUAUUAAGAGCUUUAAAGGCUGCGAUAUCUGCUAAUCAAAAGAUUAUAAAAGGUAUCAAAAAGUUGACCGAAAACUUCCCUAUCCAAAAAAGAAAAGUUGAAAAAUAUUACGAGCCUUCAAAAGAUCACAUCGAAGCCGCUCAAUUGUUAGCUUCGGUGAGAGCAAAAGAAAUUUUAACUAACUAUACCCUCGAUAAGAUGAGCAGAGAUAGCGAGUUAAAAGAAGUGUAUAAAGAUGUGAUGGAAAAAUUGAAAGAAAAUUUUCCAGAUGAGGAUCCUACGAUUCUGAACAUAGCCUAUAGUAAAAUGAUGAAAUCUUUGAUUGAAUCAGUUACCCUCGAGACUGAAAAAAGAAUUGAUGGCCGUAAAUUUUCAGAUUUACGGGAUAUUAGCUGUUCAACCAAUUUGUACAAAACUCUUCAUGGAUCUGCUAUAUUCCAACGAGGUCAAACUCAAGUUCUUUGUACUUUAGCAUUAGACUCAUUGAAAUCAACAUUCAAAGCCGAUCCAGUUACUGUAAUGACUGGAGGAUUAAAAGAGAAGAACUUUAUGCUUCACUAUGAUUUCCCUUCAUUUGCGACCAACGAAACAGGAAGAGUAGGAGUUUUUGGACGACGGGAAGUUGGUCAUGGAGCGUUAGCUGAAAAAGCUCUACGGCCAUCUAUGCCAUCUGAUUUUCCAUUCACAACAAGGCUUAACUGUGAAGUGCUCGAAUCCAAUGGAUCAUCAUCAAUGGCCAGUGUAUGUGCUGGUAGUUUAGCCCUUAUGGAUGGAGGAGUACCAGUUUCGCAUGCUACUGCCGGUGUAGCUAUGGGUUUAUUGCAUUACAACGAAGAUCAAGAAAAAACAGAAUCAUCAAAAGCCAGUGUUAAAGAGAAGUUCGUUGUUCUAACAGAUAUCUUAGGAAUUGAAGACUAUUUUGGUGAAAUGGAUUUCAAAAUAGCCGGGAACAAAAUAGGUUUUACAGCUUUACAAUUAGAUGUCAAAUUAUCAACUGGUCUUCCAAUUAGUGUGGUUCAAGACGCUCUUUCUCAAGCUCAUCAAGCUAAAAAGAAGAUCUUGUCCAUUAUGAAUAAUGUCAUUUCAAAGCCCAAUGCGGAAAGUAGAGAAAAUUGGCCGGUAACAGAAAUAGUUGAAAUUCCUCCUCAUCGACGAUCAAGAUUAUUUGGUUUUGGUGCAACAGCUCUGCGUAAAUUGACUAUUGAUUAUGGAGUUGAACUGACCCAGGAUGAUUCUGAUCAAAAUAAAUUAAUUUUAUUCGCCCCUGAUAAAGGAUCGCUCUCUGCUGCCAAAAAAGUAAUUGGUGAACUUAUAGAGAUGGAUGAUUAUGAAAAGAAUCUUGAAUUUAAAGGAAUUUAUACUGCUAAAGUUGUUGAUAUAAUUGAUUCUGGUGUUAAAGUUGUACUUUUCCCAGGAAUGGACCCAGUUUUUAUACCAAAUCGAGAAUUAGAUCAAAAGCAAAUCAAACAUCCAUCAGCUAUGGGAUUACAAGUGGGAUCAGAGUUUAAAGUUAAAUACUUUGGUCGCGAUCCAUCGUCUGGUUUUAUGAGACUUUCACGACGUGUUCUUCAAGCAUUAGAUCCAAUCGGUGGUAACUACCUAAAAAAUACCGACCAAAGCUAACCUUUAUUUUUAUUUCACUAUGAAAAAUUAGUUUCCGCUUACCUUUUUCAGUGCCAAUAGAUAAAUAUUUCUAAUAAAAACCAUCCGAAACCUUUGAAAAAAGCAAACCAACGUAAGUCACUGUUGAUAUUAUUAAUAUAAUGCGGAAACAAUUUAUUUUGUAAAAGAAAUUUACUCUUUUGAUGUACAAACCGAUGCAGGUUGGAUAUUUUAGUUUAUUAAUCAUUCAAUUAGAAUUUAUUGUACCGAAUUUUUGUUUAUCAAUACAGACGAAAAAUAGACUUUAUUAGAAUUAUAUUCAUUGUCUUUGUUACAUUUAAACCAAACAUUGAUUUACAAAUAUAAAUUGAUUUUAAGAUUUUAA